AUGCGGCCCGCGACGAAAAAACGACUACACAACGUUAAGCGAUCCUCCCGACACAUACUCGAGUCCCUGCGACACAAGCGCACGUUUUCCCUUUCCUCCCACUCACACACAUCACAAAUGUCCGACAAACAGGAACGCCUCACAGAGGCAGAGCUGGACAGGACACUAAAAGUUUACCUUGCGCACAAGGCAACCCGUUCCAUGGCGGAAAUUGCAAAAAAGCAAUACAUGGAGGGCAAAACGAACACAAGCGAGUUCCUGGAAAUGACAGCGGCAAUGGCGGACUCCUUGUGGGAAAAAGCCGGCGAAAAAGGAGCCCCAUCAAUAGACGUCAAGAAGGAGAUGAUGGAGGCUCACAAUAUCUUCGCAGACAAGGAACUCCAAGAGGUGAUGGACAUGGAGGAUAAGCGGAAAGAAGCCCGGGCGAAGAUCAAAGCGACAAAGGACCCAUUGGAGGGAUAUAAAACCAAGGUCGAAUCGGCGAUCCUGGCGAACCAGAUGUCCCCAAUGGCCGCGGCAACGGCGACAAUUCUACUCGGUCUGUCCGGACCAGAGGCACAAGAAAUGAGCGCCGAUGAGAGAAUUGCCGAAUGGCUGUCCAUUUUUGUCGAUGAGACGUGCUCGUCGCGAUUGCUUGCCUUCAAUGUGCAAGUCGCCGAAUCCGUCGCAGGAGGGAUGCGACAAUGGCGUAAAGUGUUGAAACGGCUGGACGCACCUCUCGUUCCGGAAACGGAACGACUCGCACACCUUAACCGUAUCACACUUGAAGCGGCUGAGAACGAGAAGCAGCGGAGCACCACCCAAAGGAUCGAAGGAGGAGGCACGCACACAACACGCCCACGAGAUAUUUUUCGGACACCGCCAAGAGACGGCAGCGAUCUCCUGGAAGGCGGCGCGCCGUACGCACCCAUCAUCGGAGCAGAUGGCUCGCAAGUCGCCGCCCUGGAUAUGAGCAGCUUCGGUGCCCUCACGGAAGAGUCCCAGUAA
Messenger RNA from Leishmania braziliensis MHOM/BR/75/M2904, 987 nucleotides. RefSeq lists its product as hypothetical. The coding region runs from base 1 to 987 and encodes 328 amino acids. NCBI's taxonomy places the organism in Eukaryota, Euglenozoa, Kinetoplastea, Trypanosomatida, Trypanosomatidae. The record is from RefSeq and is a predicted model, not a curated record. The transcript has a single exon.